Messenger RNA from Melanaphis sacchari, 2486 nucleotides. RefSeq names its product WAS/WASL-interacting protein family member 2 (gene Atx-1). Lineage: Eukaryota; Metazoa; Arthropoda; Insecta; Hemiptera; Aphididae. The transcript is spliced from 3 exons. Bases 261 to 1835 code for a protein of 524 amino acids. Gene Ontology annotation, molecular function: protein binding; RNA binding. Gene Ontology annotation, biological process: regulation of DNA-templated transcription. The record is from RefSeq and is a predicted model, not a curated record.
UGUUGUGUGUCUGCCGCGUCUUUCUCGCUCGCUCCUCGACGCGCGCGACCUUCUCUCCUCUCCCGGCGGCGCGAAUAUAUACCACAUAAAACAUACUAACGUAACGUCGUAACCGUCGUCGCGCGAGUUAGUCGUUGACCGGCGUCGUAAUUGUCGUGACGUGUGUGUAUCAGACGGAAAAUGCUAAUCGGCACCAGUAGCUGCACGACUAUUAUUAUUAUCAAUAACAACUUGUCCGGUAUUUCUUAACGAUACGUGCAAUGAUCACCAGCGGUCUUGUGGUGGACGGCGUUAGCCACGGACUCCAGGCCCAUUUGCCGUAUAACCACCAGGCUGUUCAUAACCACCACCGUAUGUCGUAUGUGGAACCGUCGGCGUACAUGAAAUCCGUGGGUCCGCCGCCGCCUUCGCCACAGCAACAACAACAGCAGCAACAGCAACAGCAACAGUCUUCCGAGCUGCCAUCUACGCCAGAAUUCCUGCGGCCGUUGCCAAAACCGGCGCCCGUGAACCCUCUUAAGGCGCCCAGGGCGUCGUCAAAGUAUGCGGUGGAUUGUCGUCCGGUCAAUCUCACGGCCCCAAAAGAACCGUUGCCGCCACCUUCAGUGGAUCACCAACUCAGAUUGGACGACCGGCACCAUCCAUACCCCGUGUACGGACAUCCUCGACUCUACGUCAGUACGGCGCCUUAUCAUCCGUACCAUCCAAUGCACCAGCCACCUGCACCAUACGGUGUAUACACUAGCCCAUACGCGCCUGUCAUUCCGCGAGAUACCAGACACCAUCUGAUGCAACCGCCUCAGGAACGAAGGUACCCAAGUCCACCGAACAAGAAUAACGGUGUUAGCGUUGGAAAUCGAACCAGUCCAUCAUCGUCACCUCCCGAACAGUUCAAGAUUCCCAAUGGUCGGGAUAAUAAACCACCCCUACAGCUGCAGCAGCAGCAACAACAACGGAUACUACCGCCUCCCCAGCCGGCCACUACGGUAGCUACUGCUCCUGUCGUCAACCACAACAACAACAAUACUAACCACAUAGGCGCAACCGCGGAACCUUCGCCAAAGAAACUGCGGCGCACCACGCCAGAACCGCUAUCACCGCCAGCGACCAAGACGUCCAACUUCACCAAGGGUUCACUGAUACGGUUGGCCAACGGCAAUAUAAAAAAGGUUGAAGACAUGAGGACUGAAGACUUUUUGAACUCUGUGGAAAACAGCGACCUGCACCGGAUCGAUCCUAGCACAGUGGUGAGAAUCGAACCUGUAACGGAUUCGGCAGUUAAAGGCAACAUAAAGAUUACACUUAGCUACGGUGACCAAAGAAAUCAUCAGAUUGGCAAUGACAACAAAAAGACGAGUUCAGCGGCGUCCGUCGCGUCUGUGACGUCCAAGUCGCAACAGGUGGAAAUGGAGAGCAGUGCCGAACACCCGUACUUCGUGUUUGGCCGGGGCUGGGCGUCGUGGAGUCCGGCUAAGACGCUGGCCAAGUACGGGUUGACGUGCCAGAGGCUGCAGGUGGGUGACGUGUGCGUGUCACUGACAAAACGAGCGACGGCAGUGGCCUCGGACUCGACGACAACGACAACGGCCACGACCACGACAACGCCACCGCACGGAAAACGACGGCAGCAGCAUAACGCGUCUGCGGCCGUACAACAGCAACAGCAACAGCACCACAAUCAUCAGCAGCAACACCUCCACCAUCUCCAUCAACAUCAUUCGGCGGCGGCCGUUCAAAAAGCUCAGCUGCAGCAGCAGCAACAGUCCGCGGACGACGACAAGAACAGCAGGAACAAGAGACGGUGGUCCGCCCCUGACCCGGAAUCCGCUACUUAAGAACACGAUUUAAAAGAAGACGACUAUAAAAGAAAUCUCUGUGCCUAAAUGUUUUUUUUUUUCCCCCGUUUCUCGGCCACUCUAAAAUUUUCUGAACGCAUAAAUGACGACGGACUUCGGACGUUUACGCUAUAUCGUUAGCCGUUCGUUUAUCGUAUAUUUAUCAAUAUAAUUAUAUGAGAUAAUGAUGUACGCGAGAUUUUUACGGGAUAAAAACGACGUCAAAAAAAUCUUCUAGUCUCCUACCCCAUCCUCCAUUUUUCCUUUCAUCGAUGACGUGACAUAAUUUUGUUUCGUCUGGUUUUUGUACACUUUUAUAUUUUUCGUCAUGCCCGCUCGAAUCGAAUUGAUCCCAGAUAAUCUCGUGGUGGUGUUUAAUUCGACAUUUUUUAGGCCAUCGUAUGUAUGUUGGUAUGUAUAAUGAUCCCAAAUUUGCAGUUAUUACUUUUACUUCGAUGUAAUGUGUAAUUGUGCAAAGACUGAAAAUUCUAGAAAGGUUUUGACUGUAUUGAGAGAUGAUUUGUAUAUUUCGAGUAUUUGCAGUAUAAAAGUAUAUUAAAUAGUAAUUAUAAUUAUGCCAUGUGUGACCAUCUAGGAUCAGGGGGAGGCAAAACUAUAUAUAAAAAAAAAAAAAAAAACGUAAUGAUAAAC